This is a messenger RNA of Gossypium raimondii (Peruvian cotton), 1470 nucleotides long. RefSeq lists its product as uncharacterized. NCBI's taxonomy places the organism in Eukaryota, Viridiplantae, Streptophyta, Magnoliopsida, Malvales, Malvaceae. Bases 106 to 1284 code for a protein of 392 amino acids. The transcript has 4 exons. The record is from RefSeq and is a predicted model, not a curated record.
UCAAAGCUUAGAUCAGUAAAGGAAGUAGGUGAGUAGUGUAUGUACUGAAGAACUUUCAACAAGGGAGAACCGAAGCCAUUUUAGUAGAGCCCGGAUCUAUUUUCAAUGUUGAAGAAGCCAUUACAUGAACCUCUCCCUGUUUUAAAUCCUCAUCUCGAAGUUUCCGCCAUGAAAGCUGCUUCCUUCAACGCUCCCCAUUUUCCGUCCAUCAUCACAAGAAGAACAUCAACACAGCCAUGUCCAACUCGAUUCGCAAGAACCCUUUUUCUUAAACUCCCUCAGAGCUUCCAAAACAAUCCCUUUUUUGGACCGUCGGCUAAUUCCUUUGCUUCUUCUUUUUCCUCCGUUUUUUCUUCUUCCAACGCAUUCAUCGAGUCAACUGCCAAUGGCACGUAUUUGGGUUGGAACAAAGCUCCGGAGAUUGAGAUCGAUGGUGGUGGACAAGCUAAGGCUCUGGGGAACAAAGACAAAAUCAUAACCGUGGUUCUUUUGGGAUGGCUUGGGGCUACAAACAAACACUUAAAUAGAUAUGUGGAAUGGUAUAAUUCCAGGGGAAUCCAUGCAGUUACUUUUCUUGUAGAACUUAAGGAUUUACUAUGCUUGGAUCCGGUUUCAAUGCUUGACCGGCGGAUAGCUGAAUUGGCUAAUGGGUUGGCCACCUGGGGUUCGGAGAAAGAGGACGAUGGUCGCGAAAGGUGCUUCAUUUUCCAUACUUUUAGCAACACUGGCUGGCUCGUAUACGGUUCAGUGAUUGAGCGUUUUCAGAGAAGAGAGGGGUUGAAAGAGAUGAUAAAAGGAGUAAUUUUUGAUUCAGGAUCAGCUGACCCUUUAAAUCCUAAGGUUUGGGCAGCUGGUUUUGCUGUUGCUAUACUGAAGAAACUCAACUCAAAGAAUGGAUCUGAAAACGGAGGGACCGAUUCCACAUUACAGAAAGCGGAACCUCAAAUGGUUGAAGCUGUAGUGCUAGCUUCCCUGGAAAAGUUCUUUAAAUCCGUUCUAAAUAUGCCGGAAGUGGAAAGAAAGUUUAGAGCGGUGGUUGAUGCAGCUUUGGAGGCCCAUCCGCACUGUCCGCAGCUAUAUCUUUAUAGCACAGCUGAUAAGGUCGUUCCAUAUAAGUCAGUUGAGUGUUGUAUCGAGGAGAUGAGCAAGAAAGGGAUAAAGGUAUCGUCCUUCAACUUUGGCACAUCUCCUCAUGUCGACCACUACCGGAAUUUCCCUAACUUGUACUCAUCAGAGCUUCAUACUUUCUUUAAAGAAUGUUUCCCUCUUUCUAAACAAAAAUGAACUCUCCAAGUACUUCAAUCACUUUAUUGUUGUUGUUGUAUGCGGAUAUUCCUUUGGAAAUAAACCUUUUCCUGGGCAUGAAGUUGUACUGUUUAUCAAGCUGAUGCUAAGAGAUCACUGCCGAACACUAAUAAAUUGCCCGUCUUGCAUGCUAAAGCUGCAAAAAGAUCUCUUAUUUUGAACGUA